Messenger RNA from Diaporthe citri, 3795 nucleotides. RefSeq lists its product as uncharacterized. Gene Ontology annotation, biological process: carbohydrate metabolic process. The transcript has 4 exons. Gene Ontology annotation, molecular function: UDP-glycosyltransferase activity; hexosyltransferase activity. Lineage: Eukaryota; Fungi; Ascomycota; Sordariomycetes; Diaporthales; Diaporthaceae. The record is from RefSeq and is a predicted model, not a curated record. Bases 1 to 3795 code for a protein of 1264 amino acids.
AUGGUCGAGAAGCACAACCCUGGGAACAUGUCCCGGCAGUCCACCUUGCGCCAGGCUGCUGGGGUCUCGGAUGGCUUCAACUACAUCCACGACAACGUGAGCAGCCCCUUGGACCUGGGCGCCAGUGACGAAGCGCCCCCGGCCUAUGGCGAGGUCCACGACCAGCUGAAUCUGUCGCAAGAUGGGUUUAAUGCUGGUGCUGCAGUCACAGACGAUGGCCGUGUCAAUAUCAAUAUCAGCCAGACCAACAGGAGGCUGUCUCAGCUUUUGGCCCCGGCCUUGAAGGGCCAACUACUCCCCUCUCAGAAAACUCCCUCAGGGCCUCUGCCACCGGCAUACAUCCCUCCCAGUCUAGGUGGUCUGCCUGGUCAAACACCCCCUCCCAAGCUGAAUCUGGUCAUCCAGAUCGUCGGCUCGCGUGGUGAUGUCCAGCCAUUUGUCGCGCUGGGCAAGGUGCUGAAGGAUACUUACGGGCACAGGGUUCGGAUCGCGACCCAUGCCACCUUCCAGAAGUUCGUCGAAGAGAACGGGCUCGAGUUCUUCUGCAUCGGUGGAGACCCGGCCGAGCUCAUGGCCUUCAUGGUGAAGAACCCCGGCCUCAUGCCUGGCAUAGACGCCCUCAAGAGCGGCGAGAUCACGAAACGGCGCAAGGGCAUCGAACAGAUUGUCCUUGGGUGCUGGCGGUCCUGCAUCGAGGCAGGUGAUGGACUCGGCCCGCCUGUCGAGACGGACCUAUCCAACGAGCCCAUUGGGGACGACUACAGCCUGCCUGGAAACCCUGACGACAAGCCCUUCGUCGCUGAUGCCAUCAUUGCAAACCCGCCGAGCUUCGGGCAUAUCCACAUCGCCGAGAAGAUGGGCAUACCGCUGCACAUGAUGUUCACUAUGCCCUGGUCACCCACGCGAGCAUUCCCUCACCCACUGGCCAACAUCCAAAGCACCGAUACUGACGAUGUCAUGACCAACUUUGUCUCCUAUGCCUUGGUGGAAAUGAUGACAUGGCAGGGGCUAGGGGAUGUCAUUAAUCGUUUCAGGACAAAGGUGCUGGACCUCGAGCCGCUGUCUCUAAUCUGGGCCCCAGGCCUACUGACACGGCUGCGAAUCCCGACUACAUAUUGCUGGUCUCCAGCCCUGAUCCCGAAACCCAACGACUGGGGACGUGAAAUAUCGAUCCCAGGCUUCUAUUUCCUCGACCUGGCCACUUCCUACACACCCGAGCCCGACCUGGCUGCCUUCCUCGAGAGCGGCCCGCCUCCCGUUUACAUCGGCUUCGGCUCCAUCGUUGUCGACGACCCUAACAAGCUCACAAGAAUGAUCUUCGACGCCGUCACUCAGGCAGGGAUCCGCGCUCUCGUGUCCAAGGGCUGGGGCGGCAUCGGGGCAGACUCUGUGGGCAUCCCUGAAGGGGUCUUCAUGCUGGGCAACUGUCCGCACGACUGGCUCUUCAAGAAGGUGUCUUGUGUCGUCCACCACGGCGGUGCCGGAACUUCUGCCGCCGGGAUCAAGACCGGGACGCCAACCGUUGUGGUCCCGUUCUUUGGUGACCAGCCGUUCUGGGGCGCCAUGAUCGCGAAGGCCGGCGCUGGCCCGGCUCCCAUCCCUUACAAGCAGCUGACUGCGGAGAAGCUUGCCGAUGCCAUCACCUCAGCUCUGAGGCCUGAGACCCAAGCAAGAGCCAAGGAGCUCGGUGAGAAGAUCAGGCAGGAGAAGGGCACAGACCAGGGAGCAAAGAGCUUCCAUGACCAACUUGAUUAUGACAAUUUGCGUUGCUCUAUUGCUCCUAGUCGCACGGCUGUCUGGCGCAUCAGGCGGACCAAGGUCCGGCUGAGUGCUCUGGCAGCGGCCGUGCUUGUGAAAGAAGGACUGCUGCGCUAUGCAGAUCUGAAGCUGUACCGGUCUCAAGAGCAUGACACAGAAGAGCAGCCAUGGGACCCGGUCUCCGCUGUGACGGCGGCCCUGGUAGGAGACAUGGGCAGCAUCGCCAUGGCCAUUGGUGACAUACCGAGAGACUGGUACAAGACUGUCAAGAAGUCCUCGAGUGGAUCGGUCACUCCGAAGAAAGAUGACAGCUCGGCGACAUCGAAUGACGCUGCAUCGUCGUCUCAGCUCACGCUCCCUUCCGACAGCGCAAGCACCUGGUCCGCCCAGCCGUCAGCACUUCUGAGCCCCCCACCACAGUCGGACGCAGCCAGCUCCACAGACCCGACUAUCCUGGGAGGAUCGACGCAACAAGCUUCCAGCACGCCUAGAUCACCUGGCAAAUCCCCUACCAGGUCCGGCACUUCUCCGUCAUCUCACGGCGCAAGCAGCUCCCAAGGGGGCAAGCCGAAGAAGAACCUCGAUGUCGAGGCUGCACUUGGAAUGGGCCUCGACACUGGCAAGAAUGUCUCGCGUAUCGUCGAGACAGGAUUCAAGUCUCCGAUGAACUUCUGUAUGGGUCUGGCCAAGGGAUUCCGCAACGCGCCUCGACUGUACAACGACGAGACCAUCCGCAAACCGGAGAAAGUCACAGGUAUUGGCAGUGGAGUCGUGGUUGCGUGGAAGGAGCUCGGCCUUGGCUUCUAUGACGGUGUCUCUGGGCUGGUAACGCAGCCGUACAAAGGAGCGCAGAAGCAGGGCGGUCAGGGAUUCAUUAAGGGUGUGGGCAAGGGUAUAGGAGGGCUGAUCCUCAAGCCUGCUGCUGGAAUCUGGUCAAUACCUGCCUACAUGAUGAAAGGCGUGCACGCAGAAAUCAGAUCCAAGUUCCACCACAGCGUGGACAAAUACGUGGUCACCUCACGGAUACUGCAGGGCCAAGCCGACCUUGGCUCGGCUAACCUCGAAGAGAUGCAAGACAUCAUCGUGCGAUUCAACUCCAUGAGCUCUGAGUUGAGAGGCCUCUACGUCCUCAAAUACAAGGAGAAGACCGCCAGCGAAGCGCCUUCUGACCAACCGGCGACCGCGUCCCAGGAUGAUCUCAACAGGCUCCCUGACUCCCCACCAAAGACGGGUUUCUGGAAUACCAGACACAUGUCCCUGGAGGAGAGGAGAAAGCUCCACGAGCAGAGAGACGCCUGGAAGAAGAAGAAGCGCGAGGAAGAGGCUGGCGUGACCCCCAGCGCGGAGCCCCCAGAGGAUCCCGGCAUGGAGCGCGCCAUCCGCGAGUCGGUCAACCAGACAUCCCGCGGCGACCCCAACGAGGACGCCAUGAUCGAGGCGCAGAUCCGGUCGAGCGUCAAGGAGAUGCGGCGGAUCGCGGACGAGCAGAGGCGGCAGGAGCAGCAGAGGCAGCUGGGCGACUGGAAGCAGAGGCCGUCCGAGCCAUCUGCGCCGCCUGCGUGGGCGGACGAGAAGAAGGCCGGGCCCGGGGCGGACGAGAUCACGGACGAGGAGUUCGAGGCGCUGAUCGCGGAGGCAGCGAGGCAGAGCGUCAUAGCGCAGGGCCAACACCACGGCAGCGAGGACGAGGACCUCGAGCGGGCGCUGCAGGAGUCCCAGUCCCAUGCAGCCGCGGCGGGCCACGGUGGGGAGAGCGGGGCGGACGAGGAGCUGCGAAAGGCGAUGGAGGAAUCGGAGCGGGCGCACCGGGAGGACCUGGCGCGCAGGACGACCGAGAGGUCCGAGGAGGAGGUGAUCAUGGAGUACGUCAAGAAGCAGAGCCUGGCCGAGGAGGAGUUCCGGAGGCUCAAGGCGCAGGGCAAGCAGCCUGAGGGGGCUGCGGCCGGCGCGGGAGGAGAUGAGGACGACGAGGACCUGAAGAAGGCCAUUGAGGAGAGCCUGACUCUGAGUGGCAAGGCGGGCGGCCCAUCUGCAUAA